AUGGAAAGUUUAAAUUAUUCUCAUAAUGCUAGUAUAGAUUUAUUGGAACCAAUAAUAACAAUUAGUGUAGUAUUUGUUUGUUUAUAUAUGAUAAUAAGCACAGGAAAUCCAAUAUAUUAUUAUAUAAAAGGUUUUCUUCAAAGAACUAAAAUUUUUUUAUAUGAAAUAAAAGAUAUAUUUACACACAUAAAUUAUUAUCCCUUAAUAGUUUCCUCCUUUUUUAUUGUUACAUAUUAUGUUUUACACAUAUUAAAUUAUAAUCAUAUUAAAUACUUAUUUUAUGUUAAUUAUCGCUAUUACGAAAACAUAUUAAAUAGUAGCAUAAAUGAUAUUGAUCUUAUGUACAUAUUCAAAAAUGGCAUUAGCGAUCAUUUUUUAGUUAAUUUUUUAUAUGUCUGCAAAUUUUUUUUUCAUAUUUUUUUUAUAAACGAUCCACAUAUUUCAAAAACAUUGUUUACCUUUUUUUUUAUUUACAUCAUUUUAUGUCUAUAUGCGAAACGUGUUAGUUCGACAACAUUCAUUAUUAGUGUAUUAUUGAAAGGAAUACUAUCAGGAUUUGUAUUAGUUUAUUUUUUCGAAAAGGUUUUAAAAGUUGAAUAUAAUCAUAGUGGUGAAGGUUUAUUCUCUUUAUUAUUUUUACCUUUUUUCUACAUAACCAAUCCAUAUUUAAGUGCCUAUCAAUACAACGAUAUAAGUUUACACCCAUACCAUGGAACCGAGCUAAAAUUUUAUAUUCAUACUUUAUAUUUUUUAAAAUACAUAAUAUAUAAUGAAAAUUAUUACGAAAUAAAAGCGCUAGUUGCAAUAAUAAUAUAUUUAAUUAUAUAUGCCAAACAAAUAAUAGAUCAUUUCAACCCCCAAAUUUUUAUGAAAGCAAUAUGGCUAAUAGCAUAUUAUUUCAUCACCAAUUAUGCCCCAUUUUCUUUUUCACACAAUUUUAAAAUAACAGAAAUAUUUAACAAAAAUAUCAUCGAUUUGUUACGAUAUGAAUUUAAGAGAAAUCCUUCCCUACAUGAGUUUAAUACACUUUCAGGAAUCCCAUUUAAUUACUUAAUAAGUAAAAUCUCAUUUUUUUGGAUACCCUAUAUGUUAUUAAAUAGGAAUAUUGGGGGGUUGAAAUAUAUAAUCAUGUUACUAAUAGUUGUUAACUUUAUAUCCGCUUGCACAUAUAUGUUACCAAAUUUUUUACCAGGAUAUCCACUCAAUAUGCUACUUUUAUAUUUUUUAAACACAUUAUAA
This is a messenger RNA of Plasmodium vinckei vinckei, 1239 nucleotides long. RefSeq names its product conserved Plasmodium protein, unknown function. The coding region runs from base 1 to 1239 and encodes 412 amino acids. NCBI's taxonomy places the organism in Eukaryota, Apicomplexa, Aconoidasida, Haemosporida, Plasmodiidae. The record is from RefSeq and is a predicted model, not a curated record. The transcript has 7 exons.